This is a messenger RNA of Suricata suricatta (meerkat), 3849 nucleotides long. It is a transcript of the gene ZUP1, whose product is annotated as zinc finger containing ubiquitin peptidase 1. The record is from RefSeq and is a predicted model, not a curated record. The transcript has 10 exons. Bases 247 to 1980 code for a protein of 577 amino acids. Lineage: Eukaryota; Metazoa; Chordata; Mammalia; Carnivora; Herpestidae.
AGAGCUUUUUUGAAUGUAUGGAAGUGAAAGUAUUUUGGAGCCGUCAGUUGUUUCUUGGUUAACUGUGAACUUCUGAAUAUAGGGAAGGUCUGCCUCAGUCUUUGAGGCGGGUAAAGGUAAUCGACGCUGCGCCUGCCCUUUUCUGCUCGAAAGCCGGACGGCUUCAGCGGCGGACCUGAAACGGCUGAAGCCAAGAGUAGGACAGUGUGGCCGCGGACAGAUCUUCGGGCCGCUCCCUGAUGUACUAUGCUUUCUUGUGACAUAUGUGGUGAAACAGUAACCUCGGAACCAGACAUGAAGGCUCACCUUCUAAUUGUUCACAUGGAAAAUGAAGUUAUAUGUCCAUUUUGCAAGUUGUCAGGAGUGAAUUAUGAUGAAAUGUGUUUUCAUAUUGAAACUGCUCAUUUCGAGCAGAAUGAACUAGAAAGAAGCUUUGCAAGGAUCAAUACAAUACAGUAUAGAACUUCAGAUAACAGGAAGGACAACACCUUACAAUGUAGAAUGGAAGUUAAUUCUAGUGUCCAUUCAGCUUGUGCAUCUAAUCUUCCAAAAAUUUCAGCUCAAAGCCUGCCAAAUGAUGGUACUUUAAAACAGAAAGCCUUUUAUUCAGAGAACUUAACUGAAUCUAGAAAGUUCUGCAAAAGUAAGGAGAAAGAAUGUGACCUAUCCAAAAUAAAAGGAUCAGUUUAUGAAACAACGUAUAGUCCUCCAGAAUGCCCCUUCUGCGGAAGAAUAGAAGAUUGUAGUCAAGAUAUGGAAAAUCAUGUGAAAACAAAACAUGCUAAUCUUUUAGACACUCCAUCAGAAGACCAUGAUCAACCACUGUAUGACUGUCCUAUGUGUGGACUCAUCUGUACAAAUUACCAUAUUCUCCAGGAACAUGUUGACUUACAUUUAGAAGAAAGCAGCUUUGGACAAGGCAUAGAUAGAGUCCAGUGUUCUAGAGAUCUAGAAUUGGCUCACCAACUUCAACAAGAAGAAGACAGAAAGAGGAGAUCUGAAGAAUCACAACAAGAACUGGGAGAAUUUCAGAAGCUGCAGAGACAAUAUGGUUUAGAUAAUUCUGGAGGAUACAAACAACAGCAGCUACGUAAUAUGGAGAUAGAAGUCAAUAGGGGAAGAAUGCAUCCAUCUGAAUUUCAUAGAAGAAAAGCCGAUAUGAUGGAAUCUCUAGCUAUUGGUAUUGAUGAUGGAAAAACAAAAACUUCUGGAAUUAUUGAAGCACUUUAUAGAUACUAUCAGAAUGCUGCCACAGAGGUGAGGCGUGUGUGGCUUUCUACAGAGGUGGAUCACUUUCACUCAUCUUUUGGUGACAAAGGUUGGGGUUGUGGUUACAGAAAUUUCCAAAUGCUACUUUCAUCAUUACUGCGAAAUGAUGCUUAUGAUGAUUGCUUGAAAGGUAUGUCAAUUCCUUGCAUUCCAAAAAUUCAGUCUAUGAUUGAAGACGCAUGGAAAGAAGGUUUUGAUCCUCAGGGUGCCUCUCAACUUAAUAACAGGUUACAGGGAACAAAGGCCUGGAUCGGAGCAUGUGAAGUGUAUACACUUCUGACCUCCCUAAGGGUAAAGUGCCACAUUGUUGAUUUUCAUAAGUCAACUGGCCCUUUGGGUACACAUCCUCGUUUAUUUGAGUGGAUAUUGAACUAUUAUUCUUCAGAGAGAGAAGGGAGUCCAAAAGUAAUUUGUACAUCUAAACCACCUAUCUAUCUUCAGCAUCAAGGACAUAGUCGAACAGUUGUUGGAAUUGAAGAAAGAAAAAACCGAACAUUAUGUUUACUAAUCUUUGAUCCUGGAUGUCCUUCUCGAGAAAUGCAGAAACUAUUAAAGCACGACAUGGAGGCCAGCAAUCUCAAGCAACUUCGGAAAUUUGUAGGAAAUUUAAAACAUAAGCAAUACCAGAUAGUGGCAGUAGAGGGUGUUCUUUCUUCAGAGGAGAAAGUUUUUCAGGUGUACAAUAUAGUGAUAAAACAAUUCUAUACAUGACUCAGUGCCCAUCAGGAUGACUGUACCUUUAAUCCCCAUCAUUUUCUCCACUCAUCCCUCUGGUAACCAUCUGUUUGUUCUCUAUAAUUAAGAGUUUGUUUUGAUUAAUUUUAAUCAUGAAAUAUCAAAAUGCUUGUUAAUCAGUAUAUAGAUAACUUUUGAUAGCAUAGGUGAUAUUAAAUAUUAUCAUGGAGCCUGGCUGAACACUUUAGUUAGCUUUUCUUUAUUUGUUUGUUUAUUUAUUUCUUUUUCAGUCAUGGAAAGUAGCUGUGUCUUUAACUGAAAGAAUCAGAACUUGGCUGACUAUGUGCAAUAGUGCCAGAUAGAGAAGAAAUGAUAAUAUGAUGUAUAAUUAUAAUUUUAAUAAAAGUAACACUUUAUAAUGCUUAUUUUAUGCUGGGCACUGUCAUAAGCACUUUGCACAUAUAUUAACUAAUAUCUAUACAACUGCCCUAUAGAGCAGGCACUGUUAUUCCCAUUUUACAAAUAAGGAUGUCUGUGCUCAGAAAAGUUGCUACAUUUCUAAAGCCAAAAGCCACACAGCUGCUAAGUAACAAGAGGUCACACCCAGAGUCCUGCCCUGUAUUGCUUCCUCGUGAGGAUAUGAAGUCUCAUUUCAUGCUUGCUAACUAAGCUUAUGUGUGAACAAUUCACUUUUAUUAUUGAAAAUGUAGGAUACUAUUUUUGAAAAAUAAAAAAAGUUUACAUUGUUUUUGCAUAUCGCUUUGAACCCUUUGUUUUUCUUUUCUUUUUUUUUUAAGUCACUGUGUCUUAUAGUUAUUCUGUCAUUUUAACAGUGUUUUUAUACAUUGUAGAAAUUAAGUAAAUACUGAUGUACUGACUGAUCUGGAUAUCACUAGAUAGAAAUGUGCAGCUUUAAAUAAGGGCACAUUAAUAACUUUACUUUUAUUUCAUGGUGUUUCUGUUUUUGUUUUUUUGUUUUGUUUUGUUUUUUUUAUAGCUCAUUCUAAAAUCUCUUUUUCCUCCUACGUGGUAACUAUUAUUUUAGUGUAGAAAUUUCAGAACAAAUUUAGUAUUUUAAAAUAUCCCAAAAUGUAGAUAUUUGUAACUGAAUUUUAUGUUUUGUUCUUCAUAUUUGGAGCUUAAUUAAGUAUAAUAUGGCAAUAAUCAUGCAGCUCUUAUUCAAGGAGAGGAAUCACGUUUCAAAAAAAUUUUUAUCUUGGCAGCUAUCUUAUAAUUACCUUAAUACAUUUCUGCCAUAUUUUGAGUAUCUGAUUAAGUGUAAACUGUUGUAGAUGUUGGAGUACUUCUUUAGGUGAAAGCAUUUAUGUUAGAAAAUAAAUCCUGGUGAAAUUCAGUUCAGUAAUGCAUACAAAUCUACUUAAUAGCCAUGUUCCUCAGUUGUUCUCAUAUUUUGUUACAUUGUAGUUAAAUUACAUCACUGCAUUCUUUGUUUUCCAUCAUCCAUUGUGUAAUCCUUGCACCCUUAACUUGAUUUAACUUUGUUUUAAAUUAGCUUGGUAAAUUCGCCUUGAUUUGUAACUCAAGUUCUGAAAAUAGAACACAUUUAAAAGUUUUUGUUAAUGAUAUUUUAAGGCCAUAAUGAAAGAGAUAAUUUCUUUAUCUGUCUAUACAUGUCUCUUUCUGACUGUAAGCUAGCAUUUUUACUUUUGACUCAUUAUUCCUUAAAAUAGUGACAUUUUCAUUUUAGUUUGUUUUGUCUUCAUCUGGUAUUUUUGUUUCUUUUUUUUGGCUUGGCUUUAAAAAUGUUUAUUCCUAAUCACCUAAGUUUGAAGUUGUAAGUUUUCUUAAGGAAUUUUCAUUAUCUUGAAAAAAUUUUCCAGAUUUUACUUUUUAUGUUAGAUAAUUACUAUAUAUUCUAAAUAAUGGACUUCUUGCUUAAAAUUA